AUGAACGUUCGAUCGAACAUAGUGAACACCCAGAGUGUUAGGCAUCAAAAGUUUCUUGACAUUUCAUUUAAUCAAGAUGAAUCAUGUUUUAGUUGUUCUUCUGAAAAUGGAUUUAAGGUCUACAAUAGCAAUCCCUUAAGUUGUAAAUUGACUUAUAUAUCAAAUGAUCAGGAGAGGUGCGGGAUUGCAUAUUCUAAGAUGUUACAUAGGACCAACUACAUUGCCUUAUUGGGUGGUGGUCUGAAACCAAAAUAUCCACCCAAUAAAUUAAUUGUUUGGGAUGACUUAAAGAAAAAAGAAAGCAUUGUUUUAAAAUUCAUGUCACCGCUUAAAUCUGUUUUUAUUUCAAGAAUAUAUAUUAUUGCAGUCUUAGCAAAUAGUAUUGAGAUUUUUCAAUUUCAACCAAAGACAGUAAAGAUAUGUCCAUCUUUGAGUAUUGAACACAAUAGUACGUGUGAUUUUGUAAUAUGUCAAAAUAAUAGAUCCCAAAGAAGAGGUACCAACGAAAGCAAUAGUUUCAUUAAAAAUAAAAUGUCCAUCAAAUGCUAUUUAGCCUAUGUAUCACCAAGAAUGCUAGGGCAGAUACAUAUCGCCGAUUUAUCCCAAUUAAGAUACAACGAAAAUAAUCCAGAUGAGAGUCAAUUAUUACCAACUUCUAUUAUAAAGGCUCAUAAGUCUGCAAUUCGACUGGUAAGAUUGAAUAAACAAGGGACAAUGGUUGCUACAUGUUCAAGACAAGGCACAUUAAUAAGAAUUUUUAGUACAAUAAAUGGUGUUUUAUUAAAGGAGUUUCGUCGAGGUCUGGAUAGAGCAGAUAUUUAUGAAAUGUCCUUUAGCCCCAACGGCACUCGUUUAGCUGUUAUUUCAGAUAAACAAACUCUGCAUAUAUUUCAAUUAACUAGUCUCCAAAGUGAGGAAGGUAAUGAAAAUGAUACCAAUAAGGAGAAAGAUAAUUUUAAUCAUAACAAAACGCAUGUUUUAAGGAAUUAUGUACCUCACAUUUGGAAACCAAAGUAUAUAUAUUCUGUGUGGUCAAUGUGUAGUCUACACCUAAAAAAUCCACUGCUAAGAGAUGGUCUGAACAGUAAUGAGCCAGAUCUAGAAUUUCUAAAUGACAGAUGUAAAAUUGGUUGGUCUACGGGAACUGGAAAUGAUGACAACGAUAAUUAUUAUGACGAAGACACGUUAAUACUUGUAUGGAAAGGUAGAGGCAUUUGGGAAAAAUAUGUGAUACUAGAGCAUGAACACAAUGAUGAAAAUGAUGAAAUGCAUAGUCCCAAGGUUGUCAAAAAUUAUACAAUCAACGAAACUCUAAAUAGAGAUGCAUCAAGUACCGCACCGAAGAAAAAGAAAUGGGAACUGGUUCGUGAAUCAUGGAGAGAAUUAUAG
Tetrapisispora phaffii CBS 4417 is the source of this 1389-nucleotide messenger RNA. RefSeq names its product phosphatidylinositol-3,5-bisphosphate binding protein HSV2 (gene HSV2). The coding region runs from base 1 to 1389 and encodes 462 amino acids. Gene Ontology annotation, molecular function: phosphatidylinositol-3-phosphate binding; protein binding; phosphatidylinositol-3,5-bisphosphate binding. The transcript has a single exon. Lineage: Eukaryota; Fungi; Ascomycota; Saccharomycetes; Saccharomycetales; Saccharomycetaceae. Gene Ontology annotation, biological process: protein lipidation; autophagy of mitochondrion; nucleophagy. The record is from RefSeq and is a predicted model, not a curated record. Gene Ontology annotation, cellular component: phagophore assembly site membrane; extrinsic component of membrane; cytosol.